Myripristis murdjan (pinecone soldierfish) is the source of this 1552-nucleotide messenger RNA. RefSeq names its product ECRG4 augurin precursor a (gene ecrg4a). The coding region runs from base 179 to 616 and encodes 145 amino acids. The record is from RefSeq and is a predicted model, not a curated record. Gene Ontology annotation, biological process: G1 to G0 transition; central nervous system development; regulation of cell population proliferation. The transcript is spliced from 4 exons. Lineage: Eukaryota; Metazoa; Chordata; Actinopteri; Holocentriformes; Holocentridae.
AGCUCCGAGCUACAGACAGUCUUGUUUCUGUGGGCAGGGAGGUUAAACGACAUUCCACCGCCAUAGGCCAGUUUCCACUUGGAGCGUCUGGCUUGCUGCCCCCUCUUCCCCUCAGUUGUGCAGCAGUUUGUGCGUGGUUGUUGCCUUUGAGCAGGUCUGUGCAGGACUCUGGGACACGAUGGCUUCUCGGCAGCUCUGCUUGAGGUUAAUGGGGCUCACUGUAUUGCUGACAGUGCUUGCCCUUAGAGAUGUUUCCAGUGAAAGCAGCCUUCACAAGAUCCUCAAGAAAAGAGACGUGGCAGGAGCUGGUACUGCUCCCUCAAAGUCUGCUGUGGCUGUCACUCCCUCCAAGGCCAAAGAGUUCCUGGCAAAGCUGAGCAGGAGCAAGAGGAACAUCUGGGACCGCAGCAGACCAGACGUGCAGCAGUGGAUUAUGCAGUUUAUGUACAUGGGCUUUGACGAGCAGAGGCUGGAGACGGACCUGUCUUACUGGAUGGACCAUGCGCGCUCCACUGACCACGGGCGUCAGCACCACUAUGACGAAAACUCCCCCAUCGGCCCCCGGGAUUCUGGCUCUUACAGACAUGGAGCUAAUGUCAACUAUGACUACUAUUAACUCCAAUCCCACAGCACCACUCAAACACACACUUUAUAUAUAUAUAUAUAUAUAUAUAUAUAUAUAUAAAAUGUGUGUGUCUAUAUAAUCAUAAAGCCCACUGCUCGUCUGUGGUGUGUUGUCUGAACACUGAGGCAAGGUCAUCUCUUCAUUGCAGCCCGUCUCCCCUAAAGCCGCUAAGUGAACACAGCCUAUACUAGCCCAUAACAGCUGUAUACAGACGGGUGACAAUCAAAGGAAAAACAUUACGUGAUUUACUGAGGUGUUGGGCAGCCAUGACAGUCGAGCAUCCUCGGCAGAUUCUGCAAGUCUCUGGAACUCUGCUGGAGCAAAGUCAGUGUGAAUCAUGAUGCUGUGGCCCUCUCAGCCAUCAGAUCUCAUCCCAGCUUAACACCUAUGGGAGACUUUGGACUGAUGUUUAGACAGCGCUCGCCACCGCCAUCAUCAAAUCACCGAAUGCGGGAAUAUCUUUUGGAAGAAUGGAGCUCCAUCACUUCAGUGCAACUCCAGAGACUUGAAGAAUCUAUGCCAAAGAGCGCUAAAGCUGUUCUGAUGGCUUGUGGUGCUCCAACACUUUACUAAGACACGUUUUGUUGUUUUUCCCUUUGCUACCCUUCUGUGUGUAAAAUAAUGCCAGUGCUUUCAAUGGUUCAUCUUACUGAUCCCGAACUUUAGCACAACAUAUCCCCACCGCAAUUUAUCCACUCUUUUCCAUCCACCUCAUACAUUAGUCCAUCCAUGUGUGUCUAUAUGGAAGAUGGACCCAGAUUAAAUUUAAUUAUAUUUGUUUUAGCCCUGAUUAAACAUUUCCUCCUGCCAUUUCUAUUAAAAAGGCUAAGGUCACUGAUUUGUAUGUCAUGCUGGUAAACUCGGAUGUGUUUGUAGAGUGUGCAAGAGUGUGAUCACUAAAGGAUUAGUGUCAAUAAAGAGACAUCU